GAAGAUCUUUAUGAUCUAAUGGCAUUUCCACAGAUUGAGUCUGUGUGUUUAAGUUUUAAAACUUUUUUUUUUAACUAGGGAAAUAGAAUAUAAAUCAGUUUAUUUUCUGCCACCAGAGAAAAGAACAUUUAUUUAUGUGUGUAUGUCUUUCUGUAUAUAUGAUUGUUUGUUUUCUUUAGAUGUAGAGACCAGGUUUGAAGUGAAUGAGAGGACUACAAAGCUGAGGAUUUUUGUGGAAGAAUCUGGCCAGCAAAGAUUCAUGAGUGAUGGUCCCUCUGACUUCAGUUUGAGAAAAAUCUGUAACUCUAAUAUCACGGAAGAUAAAAAUCCAAAGAGUGACCAUGAAGUUGAUGAAAUUGGAAAGGAAGUCAAUCAGUCUUCAGUUCUAAAUCACCAUAACAAAAAGACCUCAGGGAAUGACUGUUUUCAGGGUAGUGAAUCUAGCAAAUGCUUUAAUGAAGAGAGAGAGCCUUUCCAGUCCCAUGAGAAGCCUUCUGAAAUACAGAUAUAUCAAGCUAAUCAACAAGAAAUGGCCUUCACCUCAAGUUCAGACCUCAUUAGACAUCAAAAAAGUUUUACUGGAGAAAUGCUUUGUGUAAGUAAUAAAAGUGGCAAAGAUUUCAAGGAAAACUCUAAGCUCAUGGAUCAUCAGAAAUCUCAUGUUACAAAGGUGCCUUAUGAAAAAAAUAAAUGUGAAGCAACCUUAUCCCAUCACUCAUCUCUUCCUCACCAUCCUAGAACUCAUACUGAACUGAGAACAUAUGUAUGUAAACAAUGUGGGAAAGUCUUUGGUCAGAACUCAGAUCUAGUACACCAGAAAAUUCAUACCGGAGAGAAGUUUUAUAAAUGCAAUGAAUGUGGGAAGGGUUCCAACAACACAUCACUCCUUACUGGUCAACAGAAAAUUUACACUGGAGAGAAAACCCAUAAGUGUGAUCAGUGUGGAAGAGCUUUCAGAUACAGCUCCAGUCUUGUUUUACAUGAGAUGAUCCAUAAUGGAGAAAAGCCCUUUGAAUGUAAUCAGCGUGGAAAGACUCUCACCGAGAGGGCCAAUCUUGCUAAACAGAAAACCCAGACUGGAGAGAAACAUUUUAAAUGUAAUCAGUGUGGAAAUGCUUUUACCCAUAAGGGCCAUCUUACUUUACAUCAGAGGAUCCACAUUGGAGAAAAACCUUGUGAAAGUGAGGAAAUUGAAAAGAUUUUCACACCGAGGGCCCAUCUUGCUUCACAUACAAGAGUUAACACUGGAGAGAAACUUUAUGAAUGUAAACAAUGUGGAAAGGCUUUCAGGUGCCGAUCCCGUCUUACUGAUCAUGAGAAAACCCACACUGGAGAGAAACCUUACGAAUGUAAUCAGUGUGGAAAGGCUUUUACACAGAGCUCCAAUCUUGCUGUACAUCAGAGAAUCCACACUGGAGAGAAACCAUUUGAAUGUAAACAGUGUGGAAAGGCUUUCAGAUACAGCUCCAGCCUUGCUAAACAUCAGGGAAUCCACACUGGGGAGAAACCUCAUGAAUGUAAUCAGUGUGGAAAGGCUUUCAGAAUUAGCUCCAGCCUUGCUACCCAUCAGAGAAUCCACACUGGAGAGAAACCUUAUGAAUGUACUCAUUGUGGAAAGGCUUUCAGAAUUGGUUCCAGUCUUGCUAAACAUCAGAGAAUCCACACUGGAGAGAAAGUUUAUGAAUGUAAUCAGUGUGGAAAGGCUUUCACACAGAAUUCACAUCUUGCUGCACAUCAGAGAAUUCACACUGGAGAGAAACCUUUUGAAUGUAAACUCUGUGGAAAGGCUUUCAGAUCCAACUCCAGUCUAACGGAUCACCAAAAAAUCCAUAAUAAGGACAAACUUUAUGAAUGUAAUCAAUGUGGAAAACCUUUUACAAAGAGCUCCAGUCUUGCUGUACAUCAGAGAAUCCACACUGGGGAGAAACCAUAUGAAUGUAAUCAGUGUGGAAAAGCUUUUACACAGAGAAACCAUCUUUCUGUACAUCAGAGAAUCCACACUGGAGAGAAACCUUAUGAAUGCAAUCAGUGUGGAAAAGCUUUCAGAAUCAGCUGCAGUCUUGCUAAACAUCAGCGAAUCCACACUGGGGAGAAACCUUAUGAAUGUGAUCAAUGUGGAAAGGCUUUCACACAGAGGGCCAAUUUUGCUAAACAUCAGAGAAUUCACACUGGAGAAAAACCUUAUGAAUGUAAUCAAUGUGGAAAGGCUUUCACAAAGAGCUCCAGUCUUGCUAUACAUAAAAUAAUCCACACUGGAGACAAACCCUAUGUAUGCAGUCUGUGUGGAAAAGCUUUUGAAAAAAAUUCCAGUCUUGCUGCCCAUCAGAGAAUCCACUCUGGAGAAAAGCCUUAGAAAUGUAAUCAGUAUGGAAAGGUUUUUAGAAUCAGCUGUGGUCUUGAUAAAUAUCAGAGAAUCCAUAUUGGGGAGAAACCUUAUGAAUGUAAUCAGUGUGGAAAGGCUUUCACCCAGAGGGCCACUUUUGCUAAAUAUCAAAGAAUCUGUUUUAGAGAGAAACCUUACAAAUGUAAUUAAUAUAUUAAUGUCUUCAAGCAACAGUCAUCUGUUAUUUUCCUUUUGAGAAUUCAUAUUUAAUAGAAAUCUUGUCACCACCAUGUAUGAGAAAUGGCAUUCAAAUGGUAUUCAAAACCUGUUUGGUAUUAGAAAAUUCAUUCUGAUAAACACCUAUGUAUGGAUUCCAUAUAGGAAGGCUUUCAGCCAGACAACCUCUCUGUUUUAUAAUACCAGAUUCAUUGUAGAGAGAAGCCUUAUUCAUAAAGGAAUGAUAACAUAUAAAAGCAGUGGUUAUGGGAAAGGCUUCACGUAGGGGUCAUGCUUGACCAUACAUUGGAGAAUCAUGCUGAAGAUAAAACUUAUGGAUCUUAUUAACAAGAGAAAGACUUAGACUUCUCAACAGAAGAGACCUCAACAGAUUCCAUACUGUGCAUAGAAACCUAAAAGUGCAAUGAAUUUUUCUCUGAAAUCCUAAUAUUUAACUUUACUUUUCAAUAUUUUCUGGCAUUCAUACCCUGUAAUUUCUUUAGCCAUUACCCAAUUAAUUGGUACUCACUUUGUUUCCUAUUGUUUGCCGGCAUGAAGAGUCCUUGUAUAAAUGUUUUGGUAACUGUUGGACAUUAAUUUCUCUCAUGCUUUCUUUAAGCAAUUAGGCGACCCAGUGGAUGAAAUGCUGGGCUUUGAGCUACAAGACCUGAAUUCAAGUUCAAAUUUUUGGCACUUACUAGUGGUAAACUGGUCCUUGAUCAAGUCAAGUAACCUUUAUCUAAGUUUCCCUUUGUAGGGACUUUGUUUUGCUCAGUUUUAGCCAACUGAUUUUACCAUUCCUUGGAUCAUAAGACUCAUCUGGGAGAGGGCAUAUCAAUGGGAAAGAAAAUAAAUAUAAUAAUUAAAAAAUAAAAGCUUAAGCAAAAAUGCUCUAAGUCAGUAAUUAGAUAAAUGCAAAUUAAAUCAACUCUCAGACUCCAUCUCAUCUGUAUGCAGUUGACAAAGAAAAAGAAAAAAAAAGCACAGGAAGGACUAUAAAUAGACACAUUAAUUUAUUGUUGGUACAGUGGAGAAGGCUUCCACCAAAUCAUGAAAUUAGGUAUGCUUUCUGAUUCAUUGAUACCACUAGAUGGCGUGUUCUCUUAAAGGAAAAGGAUUCAAAUAAACCCAAAAUAAUGACACCAGCUCCUUCUGUCAGGUUAAGAACUGGAAAAUAAGAUGUGAUGUCCUAUAAUAGGGCAGUAGCUGAACAAAUUUUGGUUUGUGAAUGUUAUGGAGCAAUAAUAUGCCUCAAAGCAGUCAAUUUUCAGUGAAAACAGGAAGAUUAACAUGGAUUAAGGCAGACUAUAGAGAGUAAUUGCUAACAAUUACAGUAAUAGUUCUGAAGGCCAACAACUUGGCAAGAUGUCACUCCUUUUAUGAUUGUGUUCUGUACUAGAGACUUAUCAGAAUAUGUGAAACUUGUCUCUCCCAAGAGGGGCUGCAUACUAUAUAUAGAAUAAAAAGUAUAUUUUGGGAAAGGGACAUAGUGUGGGAAUUUGUUUUCCUUCUCUAUGUGAUUUCAUUAGCAAUGUUUUAAUUGUUGACUUUUUUCACUUUUGGGUAGGAGUGGAUAGCAGUGUAAGGGGGAUUAGGAAUAGGAUUGACCUUUCUAUACCAUUUAUGUGCCAAAGUAAUGAAGGAAAUUGAUGGAUUGUAAUAAUAUGCACAAUAGAAAAGAAGGAAUGAGAACAAAUCUGAAAGUGCCAUGUUGAACUUUUUAUUACUCAAAAAUAAAGUCAUGUUAUGCAUAUUAGAACUUGUUUUAUAUAAAGUCUUUCCCCCUUCUAUUUUAUGUUGUUUUCAAGAUAUUUGUUUUAUUUCAUGUUUGUGAAUUUCAAAAUUAAAAAAAAUAAAAUAUUGAUAGUUUUUUCCAUUCUCAAUUUUGAAAUGGCAAAAUUAUUUUCAAAUGACUUUCUUUUUGUUAGUGCUGUAGAACACAUGUCAUUUAUGGUUAUCGAGAUUUUGGAAAACUCUCAUGACUCAUCUAUUGAAGGGUAGCUCUUGCUACUCUUGAGUGUCAGUUUUCUUCAUAUCUUGAAUAUAAAUGACUUUUCCUGUUCAUUUUUCCUGUAAUAUUUUAUAUAUUCUCCACUCUAUCAUUUCUUUUUAAUUUGACUUUUAUUUAUUUUAUUUAAACAUUUAAAUUUUAUGUAUUUGGAAUUAGCUGAGUUUUUUUUUUUUAAAUCUUCAUCAGUGAAGGAAAUAGUCAUCUUCUUUUCUUUUAUUAACUAGGUUUUCAAAAAAAUUUAUAUUUUGGCUCAGAAAUUCUUCUAGCCAGUUGUUAAAAGUGCUUGAAUGUUUUCUUUUUUUAAAAUUUUUUUUCACCAGUAAAAAUUCCAUGUGCCUCUGCCACCCACAACUCCCAUUAUAAAUAUGUAUAAUUGAGAAUAAAAGUUCCUGCAUUGUCCUUUCCCAAAAAUAUAUAUUUGUAAAAUUUCUAUGUGAUGUUAAAAUAUGUAUAUUCUUGAGCAGUUCUUAUUUAGAAAACGCUGUAAGUCUUUUUUGUUCUAGUCUCGAGGGGAUAUUGUUCAAGUCUCAUUUUCUUUUUACUUAUUUUUCUGUGAAAUUGAGCUGGGGACAUUGAAAUAUUGUCAUUUUGCUACAAAGUCUUAUAGUGCAGUUAAUGUUCCUUUUAUAAAAUGAAUUGUUAAGCAAUUUUAGUAGUGCUAUUGGUUGGUUAUCUAUAGUUCUUUUUAUUCUGAUGUAAUUGCUUAUUUCUUUCCAUGUUUUUAAUGAUUGUUUCUGCUUAUUGUGAUAGCAUGAUUAAAACAGCUGUUUUUGGAUUUAC
Antechinus flavipes (yellow-footed antechinus) is the source of this 5330-nucleotide messenger RNA. RefSeq names its product zinc finger protein 665-like. Lineage: Eukaryota; Metazoa; Chordata; Mammalia; Dasyuromorphia; Dasyuridae. The record is from RefSeq and is a predicted model, not a curated record. Gene Ontology annotation, molecular function: DNA-binding transcription factor activity, RNA polymerase II-specific; RNA polymerase II cis-regulatory region sequence-specific DNA binding. Bases 143 to 2353 code for a protein of 736 amino acids. The transcript has a single exon. Gene Ontology annotation, biological process: regulation of transcription by RNA polymerase II.